Colletotrichum orchidophilum is the source of this 1464-nucleotide messenger RNA. RefSeq lists its product as uncharacterized. Lineage: Eukaryota; Fungi; Ascomycota; Sordariomycetes; Glomerellales; Glomerellaceae. The coding region runs from base 1 to 1464 and encodes 487 amino acids. The transcript has 6 exons. The record is from RefSeq and is a predicted model, not a curated record.
AUGCGUAGCUUUGCAUGGCUCCUACUGGCGUCCAACGCCCAUGCCAUUCCUACCACUUUUUGGACGCGUACCGACAAAUGGGAGCAAGUCACCUGUUCCGACGCCAAUAUCACCGAUGCAAAGGUUCUAGCUAAUGUCCGAUGGGAAUCGGCUGACACAAAUACCUCGUGGAAAGAAGCUGUUGCCGCUUGGCAAGCCUACAAACCAGGAACAACUUCGGCUCAGCUUAAGUUUCCAGCUUUCAUCAGCGACUUUUACGGCGGACCUGAGGGAUGGGAUUGCCAAGAUACCGCCAACACGCCAUGCUCGACAACAGUCCAGUGCGCUGACACAAAGCAUCCAGCAGGCUUUCUGUUGCUCAACUCCUUCUCAAGAUUACACGACGUGUACCAAAAAUACCAUGAGGCGCUACAAGAUGCUCAGCUGAGCAUAUCUGCCGCGAUGGGAGAUUUCACAUCUACCUUUGCGCCUCAGCUAAAGAAAAAGGACGAGUCAACGCUCGUCAAGACUUUAAUGGAUGUGAUGGCAUUCGGUAUAGGUGUUGCAUCGGCUGGUCUAUGGAACAUUGUCAUCAAAGAGGCUGCGAUAUUUGCUGGCAACUCCUUCGGAUUCGCCAAAGACUCAUUCAACAGCGCCAUAUCCGCUUCUUUUGCUCUAGGCAAAGACAACUUGAAAUCUGCGAAAGAUAGCGCAAGCGUGCAAAACGACUUGACCUCCGCGAUGGGCGCCUUAUUUGACGUGUGGAAGAAGACACAAGAAGACUAUUUAUCUGAGAUAUUCUCAGGGUCAAACAGUAAUACCAUAGGCAUGCUUGAGUCUUUCAUUAGAGGUGGCAUGAUGAACAUGCUGCCCGUCGAUAUCAAUCUCUCCGGCAUGGUGAAAGUGGUUGAGACCAUCAUGUUUGGGCAGAUGAUUCCUAUUGCCUGGCAAGUGGCACCUGCGGCUUACACGCCAUUCGUAUUGAAAACCGGCGAUGCGUGUUCUAGUACCAUGCCCAACACCCUCGACCCUUACAUGACCCAGGAAACACAUGAGAAGGCUGGCGUAUGCUGGAAUAAUAAUCAGUUUUACGUACUGACUAUCGGAACAUAUCGGGUUGACGUGCAAAGUGACACGCCGCGUCUGCCCGACUCAGAACCGCCCUUCCAGGUGAUGGCGGGUGCCACCCAUGACGUGCUCGACGGAAAGAAUUGGGGUGGCGUCACGCUCGAAGAUAUCGUCAUCAGCGCAUACAGUGGAUACUUGAACAACGGGAACCGCAAUGGCUUCAACAUCUCCCUAGACGACAGUGCGGGAGGCGUUGAUCAGCUCAUGUGGACGGGGGGCAUACGGACGCCUGGUUUCUUCUCGCUCCCGGUCUGCACUAGUCUUUGGAACACAUUGAUGAACGUCGCUGGCAGUUCGCCUGGAAAAAACCACUAUCCUUGCGGAGUGGUGGUUGAACAGACGUUCCCACAGCACUGA